AUGUAUGACUUUAGCAACCCGAGCGACUCUAUCACGAGAAACCACAUUGUCAAACUCAAAAACAGUGCUUCCGAAAGCUCCCUCAGAGACGCCAUCAAACGUGUCAAGGCGAGCAACACAAAGCACAUUUACCGCUCCGGCCGCUUCAACGGUUUCGCGGCCAAGUUGAGUCCGCAGGUGCUCGAACACGUCCGGAAGCUUCCAAAGGUUGAGUACAUUGAGCAAGACGCCGUCAUUACAUUUUACGAUUACGUGACCCAGAACAACCCUCCCUGGGGCCUCGCACGCAUCUCGCGCCGCACCCCAGGCGCUACUAGCUACGUGUAUGACGAGAGCGCCCGCGAGGGCACCUGCUCAUACAUCAUUGAUACGGGCAUCUACGUUGACCACAACGAAUUCCAAGGCCGCGCGACCUGGCUAGCCAACUUCAUCGACGACGCCGACACCGACGGCGCCGGCCACGGCACGCACGUCGCAGGCACCGUGGGCGGCGUGACCUACGGCGUGGCCAAGAAGACGCGGCUGUUUGCCGUCAAGGUGCUCAACGCCAACGGUCGGGGCACCGUCUCGUCGCCGAUCGCGGGCAUCGACUUUGUCGCGGCCGACGCACGCAACCGUACAGCGGCAGAGGCGUGUCCCCGCGGAGUGGUUGCCAAUGUGAGCCUGGGCGGCGCCAGGUCCAGUGCAAUCAACAGCGCUGUUGCCGCUGCGGUUGGUAAUGCGGGCAUGUUCUUUGCGGUUGCGGCGUGGAAUGAUGGCGAUGAUGCCCUGCACAAUUCGCCGGCUAGCGAGCUGAGUGCUUGUACGGUUAGCGCGGCGGAUGUGGCGGAUGUGAGAUGGGCUUUGUCGAAUUAUGGCGAGGCGGCGGAUUUGUUUGCCCCAGGUGUGGGUUUGCUGAGUAGCUGGAUUGGAGGCGUUGACUGGACUCUAUACCUCGCGGGUACCUCGAUGGCCUGCCGACAUGUUGCUGGUUUUGCUGCCUAUCUCCUUGCUCUCCUUGGCUCCAAGACGCCGGCCGAGCUGUGCCAGUAUCUCAAGGACACAGCGACACUCGGUACUAGCACUGAUCUCCCCAAUGGCACCUUCAACGCCAUUGCCUUCAACGGUAACUCUAAUGCCUAG
Messenger RNA from Parathielavia appendiculata, 1122 nucleotides. Its product is annotated as subtilisin-like protein. The transcript has 5 exons. Lineage: Eukaryota; Fungi; Ascomycota; Sordariomycetes; Sordariales; Chaetomiaceae. Gene Ontology annotation, biological process: proteolysis. The record is from RefSeq and is a predicted model, not a curated record. Gene Ontology annotation, molecular function: serine-type endopeptidase activity. Bases 1 to 1122 code for a protein of 373 amino acids.